This is a messenger RNA of Paramisgurnus dabryanus, 1781 nucleotides long. Its product is annotated as probable G-protein coupled receptor 141. Gene Ontology annotation, molecular function: oxysterol binding; G protein-coupled receptor activity. NCBI's taxonomy places the organism in Eukaryota, Metazoa, Chordata, Actinopteri, Cypriniformes, Cobitidae. The record is from RefSeq and is a predicted model, not a curated record. Gene Ontology annotation, cellular component: membrane. Gene Ontology annotation, biological process: G protein-coupled receptor signaling pathway.
CAGUGACAGAGAAUUAACAUAUUAACCGGAAACACUGACAUUAGGAUCGAUGAAAGUUUUCUUGGCACCUAAAUGGAUGAACUGUCGGAGUGUCUGCAUGUGGAAGAUCAAUUGAAAUUAGGACUCGGAUUCAUACGCACUGUUAUUGGGGUUCUAGAAGCAUUACAUGGGAAGUGUUUUGAAACUUCUGUAUUUGCUAACAUUACCUCAUUGAAAACGGCAAGAAAUUUCACUUUAUAAGCCUAUAAGAAGACAUCUGAAAAUGUCAGAAGUUGAAAACAACAGCAACACAAACUCCACCGACCAUCUGCCAAAGGACUACAGAUCUGCUCUUUUGGUCAUAUAUGCAUUAAUAUUGCUGGGUGGGACUCUAAAUGUUGUACUUACGUCCUGUAUGCUACAGUCCCAAAGACGACUCUCUUUCACCAAUGUGUCAGUGAUCAACCUAAUAACCGUGCACUCUUUAUUUCUUUUCACGGUGCCGUUUCGUAUUUUUUACUAUGCUUCUGAUACAUGGACCCUGGGCCAACCUUUCUGCAAAAUUGUCAGUGUUAUGAUCCAUGCUCAUAUGUAUCUUGCAUUUAUCUUUUAUGUCUUCCUUCUUAUUGUGCGUUAUGUGGAGAACUUUAGUCAGCAGCACUCGCUAAAUUUCCACCGCGUUCUUCACGCCACAGUCGCGAGCACAGUUGUCUGGCUUGUCAUUUUUGGCAUUAUGUUCCCCCCAACUAUGGUUAAGUAUGGACUACAAACAUACGGCAACGAUUCAACUCAGUGCUUUAAUUUUGGUGAGGCUCUUAAAGAUUCUGCUGUGAAGAUCUUAAACUAUCUUAUCUGCACAACAGUUUUGCUGGUCUGGAGUGUGCUGUUGUUUUAUCAGAUUUAUUUUCUGCUCUAUGUGGGUAAGAAAUAUGGCACACGUGACCGUCAAGAAUUCUGGGUACAAAUGAAAAAUUCUGUUUUCCUGAUGGUAAUGUUCUUUUGUUUCGUGCCCUACCAAGUUUUUAGGAUCUAUUAUGUUAGUAAAGACGUGAGUUCUGAUUCUGAACUUCAGAAUAUAAAUGAAAUAUUUCUUGCUUUCACUGCUUUCAGCUGCUUUGAUAUGAUUGUUUUCGCUGGAAGGGAUUUAUAUAAAUACAUUAUGUCAAGGGGAUGCAUGUAUUAAAUGUCUACUUUGAUGUGUACAUUUCUAUAUUGGUGUAACAUGAUUAAUCGUGGCGGCUGGUCCAAAAAGUUUGGGGGGGGGGGGCGCAAACAAACUCAAAAUCAAACUUUUACUGUAGUAAUGCAGGACUGUUUAUUGCCAUUUAUCAAGUAACGAUGCAUCAUUACUGCUAAGCUAAAAUGCUGAAAAUGUUUUUGUUAAAGUCAACUAAAGCAUUAAAUAAAUGUACUAUGAAUCUGUGAACUUCAAGGUAAUCAUUCACACAUGCACACACACACACAUUUUUUUGAUGAGGAGCAUUGUAAAAAUUCUAUCAUUGUCAAUUAUUAUCCGUCAUUUCAUGUUUUUAUUAUCUGUUUUUGUUCACAUGUUCAUUUCUAAUCAUGAACUUCCAAGAUGAGCAUACAAGUUGAAAUGUGUUUAUUUAUUUGUGAAGAAGAGAACAGAUACAAUAAACAUCACAUGAAGCAGACGAAUGAAUGCUUUUUUGCAGUGACAGCGGAGGCAAUAAAACAUGCUAACUUUGUGCUGAACAGGCAAAUAUGAACAAAUCAAAUCACCAAAUACCCAUGCGAAUAAAAUAACAAACGUGUAAAAAUCUGAAUUAAACCUAACUCAU